GUGAGAUCGUGAAUUAUGCGUGAACUUGUUGACUUGAGCUUGACGACCACUCCCUCGAAGCUUUUGGGGAAGCGAGACAGAGAGAAAAAUAAGUUUUUAGAAAAUAACAAAAACAAAAAAGCGAAAAAGCAGCGUGGAAAUUGUAAUUUCUUCGCUGAGGAGGCAAAGCCAAAACAGCAAAUACACCCAAUUCCUCCUCUCACCACCACUACUCCUCCUGCUGCUGUCACUCUUCAUCCUUCUUCUUUGACCAUGCCGUACGGUGAAAUCGGCGACGAUUUCACCUCACAGUCACUCGACUGUGACGCCGAUGCUUCUUCCGACAUUCACCUCUCUUCUUCUUCUUCUUCCUCUUUCUCUUCGUUUUCUUCUUCUUCUUCUUCUUCUUUGUUCUUGGCGUCUGGUGCUUGUACGGAUGACCUCUCGGCGAAGAUGGAGAAAGAUCCUAGGAAAAUCGCCAGGAGGUAUCAGGUGGAGCUGUGUAAGAAAGCAAUGGAUGAGAACAUUAUUGUUUACUUGGGAACAGGUUGUGGGAAGACUCACAUUGCGGUGAUGCUUAUAUAUGAGCUCGGUCACUUGGUUCUUCGUCCUAACAAAAGUGUUUGUAUUUUUCUUGCUCCCACCGUGGCUUUGGUCGAACAGCAAGCCAAGGUCGUAUCAGACUCUAUCAACUUCAAAGUUGCAGUACAUUGUGGAGGCAAGAGGUCUGUGAAGAGCCACUCUGAAUGGGAGAAAGAGAUUUCAGAGAAUGAGGUUCUUGUUAUGACUCCACAAAUACUUCUGCAUAACUUACAACACUGUUUCAUCAGGAUGGAGUCUAUCUCCCUUCUAAUAUUUGAUGAGUGUCACCAUGCUCAACAACUAAGCAACCAUCCUUAUGCGGAAAUCAUGAAGGUUUUCUAUAAAUCAGAAAGUUUACAACAGCCUCGAAUAUUUGGAAUGACUGCAUCUCCAGUUGUUGGCAAAGGGUCUUUUCAAUCUGAGAAUUUAUCGAAAAGCAUAAAUAGCCUUGAAAAUUUACUCAAUGCCAAGGUUUAUUCAGUAGAAAGCAAUGCCCAGCUGGAUGGUUUUGUUUCAUCUCCGUUAGUCAAAGUAUAUUAUUAUCGGUCAGCUAUGACUGAUGUAUCUCAAUCGACCAUCAGAUAUGAAACCAUGCUGGAGGACAUCAAACAGCGGUGCUUGGCAUCACUUAAGCUGCAGAUUGAUACCCAUCAAACACAAAGCCUCCUAAAUAUGAAAAGGCUUCUCAAAAGAACUCAUGAUAAUCUCAUAUAUACUCUGGUGAAUCUUGGCAUCUGGGGAGCAAUACAGGCUGCUAAAAUACAAUUGAAUAGUGACCAUGAUGUACAAGAAGAGCCUGUGGGAGAGAAUCAUAAGUUAAAGAUAUGUGAUACAUAUCUUUCUCUGGCUGCUGAGGUCCUCUCCUCUGGUGUUGCUAAAGAUGAGAAUGCAUCUGAACUCCUCAGCUUAGCGGCGUUGAAGGAACCAUUAUUCUCUAGAAAGCUAGUUCAAUUGAUUGAAAUCCUUUCGGUAUUCAGGCUAGAGCCACACAUGAAAUGUAUAAUAUUUGUCAAUCGGAUUGUAACUGCAAGAACGUUGUCAUGCAUACUAAAUAACUUGGAACUGCUACGGUCUUGGAAGUCUGAUUUCCUUGUUGGACUUAGUUCUGGACUAAAGAGCAUGUCAAGGAGGAGUAUGGAAACAAUACUUCAACGAUUCCAAUCUAAAGAGCUCAAUUUACUGGUUGCCACUAAAGUUGGUGAAGAAGGCCUGGAUAUUCAGACAUGUUGUCUUGUGAUCCGUUUCGAUUUACCAGAGACUGUUACCAGCUUCAUACAGUCCAGGGGCCGUGCUCGAAUGCCUCAGUCCGAAUAUGCCUUUUUAGUGGACAGCUGUCGCAUAAUUUUACCUGCUAAUGCUCCUAUAAGUGAAGUUGUCAGUUCGGUACAACCUUCAACUGAAGCUGCCAAAAAGGAUGCUUGUCUAAAGGCUGUGUACGAGUUACACAACUUGGGUGUACUUAACGAUUUUUUGUUGCCAGAUUCAAAGGAUGAAAUUGAGGAUGAAUUGUCAGAUGAUGAAUUUGAUUUUGAUAACGUCGAAGGUGAAGGCUGUUCACGAGGUGAACUGUAUGAGAUGUUUGUUCCUGACUUGUUUAAACAAAAGUGGGAUCCUACAACAAGUUGUGUCAAUCUACAUUCUUACUACAUAAGGUUUGUGCCUCAUCCCGCGGAUAGGCUCUACAGAAAGUUUGGUUUUUUCAUGAAGUCACCUCUUCCCGUUGAGGCUGAGACUAUGGAUUUCAAUCUUCACCUUGCUCAUCAAAGAUCUGUAAGUGUGAAGAUUGUUCCAUCAGGAGUCACCACAUUCGACAACAAUGAGAUAAGGCUAGCAGAGCUUUUUCAGGAGGUUGCCCUGAAGGUUCUUUUUGAGCGGCAGGAGCUCAUUCCGGAAUUUGUUCCCUUAGAACUGCAAUACUCUCCUAGAACAAGCAAAUCUACCUUCUACCUUCUUCUUCCAAUCAGUCUACAUGAUGCAGAAAGUGUUAUAUCUGUAGAUUGGGUGACUAUCAGAAGCUGCUUGGCAUCACCAAUCUUUAAGACUCCGUCUGUUUUAGUGGAAGAUAUAGUUCCUCCUACAGGGUCCCAUCUAAAGCUCGCAAAUGGCUGCUGGAAUAUUGAUGAUGUGAAGAACAGCUUGGUUUUUACUACCCACAAUAAACAAUUUUACUUUGUUGCUGAUAUCUGCCAUGGAAGAAAUGGUUUCAGUCCUAUUAAGAAAUCAAGCACCAAAAGCCAUAUGGAGAGCACAUAUGAUUUGUAUGGCGUGAAACUCAAGCAUCCUGGACAGCCACUCUUGCAGGUGAAACCACUCUUUCAUGUUCGGAACUUGCUUCACAACCGAAUGCAGAAGAACUUGGAACCACAAGAACUUGCGGAAUACUUCAUAGAGAUUCCUCCCGAGCUUUCUCAGUUAAAGAUAAAAGGAUUUUCUAAAGACAUCGGAAGCUCGUUAUCCUUGCUACCGUCAAUCAUGCAUCGUAUGGAGAAUUUACUUGUGGCUAUUGAACUGAAACAUGUGCUGUCUGCUUCGAUCCCUGAGAUAGCUGAAGUUUCUGGUCACAGAGUACUCGAAGCUCUCACAACAGAGAAAUGUCAUGAGCACUUUUCUCUUGAAAGGCUUGAGGUGCUUGGUGAUGCAUUCCUCAAGUUUGCGGUUAGCCGACACCUUUUUCUACUCCAUGAUUGGCUUGAUGAAGGAGAGUUGACUCGAAGACGCUCUAACGUUGUUAACAAUUCCAAUUUGUGUAGGCUUGCAAUCAAGAGAAAUUUGCAGGUCUACAUCCGGGAUCAAGCAUUCGAUCCUAAUCAGUUCUUUGCAUUUGGCCAUCCAUGCAGAGUAACCUGUGACGAAGGAAUGAUAAAAGAGGUUCAUUCCUUGAAUAGGGGUCCUGGGCUUUCGGAUUCAGAUACUGGUGAAAUCAGAUGUAGCAAAGGCCAUCAUUGGUUGUACAAGAAAACAAUUGCUGAUGUGGUUGAGGCUCUUGUGGGAGCUUUCUUAGUUGACAGUGGCUUCAAAGGUGCCGUGAAAUUUCUUAGGUGGAUUGGUGUAAAUGUUGAUUUUGAAUCCGUGCAAGUACGAGAUGCUUGUAUUGCAAGCAGGCGCUACAUGCCACUCACUACUCGCAAUAAUUUGGAGGCCCUUGAAAACCAGCUUGAAUAUACGUUCCUCCACAAAGGUCUACUUGUACAAGCCUUUAUUCAUCCAUCUUACAACAGGCAUGGAGGAGGCUGCUACCAGAGAUUGGAGUUUCUUGGGGAUGCUGUUCUGGACUACUUGAUGACAUCCUAUUUUUUCACAGUCUUCCCGACACUGAAACCUGGUCAACUGACAGAUCUAAGAUCGCUCUCAGUAAAUAAUAAGGCGCUGGCAAAUGUUGCUGUCAAUUUUUCGCUAAAGAGAUUUCUAUUUUGCGAGUCCAUUUAUCUCCAUGAAGCAAUAGAUGAUUACACCAAUUUCCUGGCAGCAUCACCAUUGGCAAGUGGACAAUCUGAAGGUCCAAGAUGCCCAAAGGUUCUUGGUGAUUUGGUAGAAUCCUGUUUGGGGGCUCUCUUCAUUGAUUGUGGGUUCAACUUGAAUCAUGUCUGGACUAUGAUGCUAUCAUGUCUAGAUCCAGUCAAAAACUUGUCUAACCUGCAGAUUAGUCCUGUAAAGGAACUGAUUGAAAUUUGCCAGUCUUACAAGUGGGAUCGGGAAAUAUCAGCGACGAAGAAGGAUGGUGCUUUUUCUGUUGAAUUAAAAGUGACCAAGAAAGGUAGUUGCCUUACAGCUUCUGCAACUGGUCGGAACAAAAGAGAGAGCACAAAAAAGGCUGCACAGCUGAUGAUUACAUAUCUGAAGGCACGUGAGCACAUAACAGCAGCCAAUCCAUUGGAAGAUGUUGUGAAGAAUAGCAUCAGAAAUGAAGCUAAAUUAAUUGGCUACAAUGAAGAGCCUAUAGAUGUUGUGGAUCUUGAUGGGCUGGACGUUGAAAACCUUAAUCUCCAAGAAAAUUUUGGCGAGAACAGUAAAAUAAGCAGCUCAUACCUCAUCAGGCGAGGUCUCCCCCAGGCACCAUCUAAAACAGAAGACAGGCUUCCUCAAAAGACCAUCAAGGAAGCAGGUGGAUCAAGCAGCAGAACCGCAAAAUCCCUCUUGCAUGAAACAUGUGUUGCUAACUGUUGGAGGCCACCAAACUUUGAAUGUUGUGAGCAGGAAGGACCAGGCCACCUGAAAUCAUUCACAUAUAAGGUAAUCGUGGAAGUUGAAGAUGCCCCAAAUAUGACAUUGGAGUGUUAUGGUGAUGCUAGACCAACAAAGAAAGGUGCUGCAGAGCACGCUGCCCAAGCUGCUAUGUGGUGCCUCAAGCAUUCUGGAUUCCUUAGCUGAUGAUCUCGAGUGGCUAUACUUUGAUUAGAAAAAGAGGUUAUUGUCGGCAUAUCAUCAUAGAAUUGUCUUAGAACUAAUUAUUAGCAUAUAUGAUAGACACAUACAAUUUUCUCGAAAGAGAGAAAAGAUGUCUGAAAGAGGUCACAGGUUCUUAACCAAGACUAACCUAAAGUAUAUGUUUCUAUGAUGCUUGACCCCAUAAUAUGAUAGGUGCCAAAAAAAUUGUUUACUCUUA
This is a messenger RNA of Camelina sativa (false flax), 5164 nucleotides long. NCBI's taxonomy places the organism in Eukaryota, Viridiplantae, Streptophyta, Magnoliopsida, Brassicales, Brassicaceae. The record is from RefSeq and is a predicted model, not a curated record.